AUGGUUUUAAAACGUCUCGGCAAGAUAACUGAGGAGCGAUACGAUUUGAAGCUAGAACCGGUGGAGCUACGUUGGAGUACAAACGGUGGCUUACAGAAGGUGUUCCUUUCCAAUCCGACCAAUGUGCGUCGCGCCAUCAAGGUGAAAUGCUCUGAUAAUCAUUUAUACCGCGUGAAUCCUGUCUAUUCAUUCAUCGAACCAGGGCAGGUUCUUAGCGUUGACGUCGCACGUCAGAAUGGCGGAGCUAAAGUGGAUAAAAUGAUUUUCGUCACAGCUAAGGCCAAUAAGGGCGACCAGAAUCCGCGUACGCUUUUCACCGAGGGUGCGUCAAAGCCGAUGAUGGUCUUACCGCUCAUUGCCACAUAA
Messenger RNA from Gongylonema pulchrum, 366 nucleotides. The record is from the annotation of a GenBank genome assembly. Lineage: Eukaryota; Metazoa; Nematoda; Chromadorea; Rhabditida; Gongylonematidae.